Molecule: messenger RNA, 6288 nt
Organism: Esox lucius (northern pike)
Lineage: Eukaryota; Metazoa; Chordata; Actinopteri; Esociformes; Esocidae
Product: ephrin-B1
Exons: 5
Coding region: 1007-2026 (339 amino acids)
Biological process (GO): axon guidance; ephrin receptor signaling pathway
Cellular component (GO): plasma membrane
Molecular function (GO): ephrin receptor binding
Source: RefSeq, a predicted model, not a curated record
GGCGCGCCGGGGCAUCAGGUUACCGUACAGCCGUAGCCGUUCAGCUCGAGGAGGUGCGCAAACCAGGAGACAUCGAGUUUUACGGACUGAACUAGAGAGAGAGAGAGAGAGAGAGAGAGAGGGCGAGAGAGAGAGAGAGAGAGAGAGAGAGCGAGGGAGAAGGGAGAGAAAGCCCUAACCCUUGGUAAACUAGACCACUUCUAACUGCACAAUAACCCAGGGACAAAGAGGACAUACGGCUCGGGCUACUGGGCAUACGGGCAGUGCGUGCAGGAAUGGCUCCGUCUCUUUCUAUCGGACCCCUCACGUGCUCUAGGACCUACUGAAGAGAGACUGGGAGCGCAGCGGACGAGAGGAGCGGAAUAUUUAGCUACUACAUUAACUCACUGCAGUUUCCCUGCUCUGGGGAAGAGAGAAGCGACCGAAGAGAAUACAUGGAUGAAGUAUCCGGAGUGCUGCAGAUGGAGUUUUAACUGAUGGAUGCGACAGGUAGAGAAAGCGUUGCAGGGAGAUAAUAUUCAUUUUACAAAGACAUUGAUCGUUAUUCAGUCCAUCUGAACGCAGUACACAUAAUCGUUGCUUGGGAGACCUCAUUAGGCUUACCUGGUCUAACGACGUACCGGAUCUGUGUGACAUUUAGGGGAAAAGAGAGAAGAAACGACAUCCCACAUUUCUCAGCUACAGGUCAACCGGAUCACCUCAGCUUUCAACCGGUCUUGAACCUCUCAAAACCGGAUUUUUAGGGCUAACGGUUCUUGUUAUACCCACGCGCGCUUUGCAAACGGUUCAAUCAAGGACACCGGAGCUUUAACCGGGGAUCUGAAGACAUUAACCGGACAAGAAGGACAGAUGUAUCUAACAUCGACCUCACAUGCACCCGACUGACAUAAACACUCGACUCGAGCCACUGAAGAAAGCGGUAGAUAGAGGCUGUUGCCCUGCCACGCGCACGGCUGGUCAGAAGCUCUUCUGAGUUCUCGGCUUGCUCUAUCUUCCGGUUGUGAGAAUGGCGAGGGUCGCGUGCUGGAAGUGUUACCUCUGGAUCUUUAUUGUGGUAUGGAGGUCGGCGUUACCUUCUGUCGCCAAAUCACUGGAAACUAUAAUCUGGAGCACUCAGAAUCCCAAGUUCUUGCCAGGUAAAGGCGUGGUGAUCUACCCGAAGAUUGGGGACAAGCUGGACAUUGUCUGCCCCAAGGCAGAGCUGGGGCGGGACUAUGAGUUCUACAAACUGUAUCUGGUCCGGAGGGAUCAGGCGGAAAGCUGCAGCACGGUCCUGGACCCCAAUGUCCUGGUCAGCUGUAACAAGCCGGAGAAGGACAUCAAGUUCACCAUCAAGUUCCAGGAGUUUAGUCCCAACUACAUGGGCUUGGAGUUCAAGAGGAAUCAGAACUACUACAUCACAUCCACAUCCAAUGGCUCAGUAGAAGGCCUGGAGAACAGAGAGGGAGGAGUCUGUAGGACCAGAACCAUGAAAGUGGUCAUGAAGGUCGGACAAGACCCCAACACAGUGCUACCAGAGCCGGUAGUACCGGUGGAGCCAGACAGAGAAAAGGACAGCAGCCAGGGAGGAGACACCAGCCCCACUCCUGUGGACAACCAGCUGCCGGGAGCAGGAGAACCAGGCAACACUGACAACAGGUCAGGGUCCGGAGGUUCCAACAGCGACAGCUUCUUGGAUUCGAAGAUUGCAGUGUUUUCCGCCAUUGGAGCCGGCUGCAUUAUCUUCCUCCUCCUCAUCCUCUUCCUAGUCAUUCUGCUCAUCAAGAUGAGGAAGAGGGCCCGGAAGCACUCUCACGCACAGCCACGCCCCUCCGCAAUGUCCCUCAGUACGCUGUCCAAUCAGAACAAGCUGCCGGGCAGCGGGGCCACGGCAGGGACGGAACCCAGUGACAUCAUCAUCCCGCUGCGAACGGAGAAUAACUACUGCCCUCACUACGAGAAGGUGAGCGGAGACUACGGACAUCCUGUAUACAUCGUACAGGAGAUGCCCCCGCAGAGCCCGGCAAACAUCUACUACAAAGUCUGAGAGAAGAGAGAACAUUUGAAGGUUGAAGGAACCGAGGAGAGAAUAAAUGUCUUCAGAAGGAGUGGAGCAAAUGACCAUCUACAAAAGUAUGACAGGGGAGAGGACAGGAGCCAUUAAAAUUAUACUACAGUUUGAGUUGAAAAGAGGAGAGGAACGAGUUGAUUUCUCACUGACUUGGGUUGUGUUUUAUGGUGUGGACUUAGCUGGUAACGAGUCCAUGUUUUUCUAGCGCCUACUGACAGACCACGGGCUGAUGGAGAACCGGAACUGACAGAAACCCUGUAGGGUCGGUAGUAGGAUGUCUUGCCCUUUGUCCUCCUGUUCUGACCACAUGACGUCCCUCCCUCCGUUCUUAGUUCCUUAUCUUCUCUGGGGGUUUACAGUCACAGCCAACUGUUGCUGUCUAGUGCAUGAUAGACAUGUCCCGGGGAGCGUUCAUUCCACCAAACAAAAGUCUUUAGUUGCAAAAAAAUAAAUACAAAAACAACAGUUUCCAUUAGACAAAUCGAAAUAGGUCGUUUUCAAAAUGAAUCCACCCCCGGUGUGCUUUAGGAGCCCUAACAGAGCACGGUUUUAGUUUACUUUCACUACAGUAUUAUCACAGUUCAGAGUACUAACUUGUAGACCACCACAACACGUCACAGAGAAACAUAACGAUGCCCACGUGGCGCUGGACUGGGACCAGGCAAACAGACUCCUAACUGAAGCACCAGUCCGAAUGCCCAUGUGUCCCUUGUUUUACUAUGUUUGUUGGACCAAAAAUCCCCACAAGGAUAUUAAAACGAGGAAAAGUUGACCUCGGGGGGGGGGGGGGAGGGGGGGGGGGGGUUGGGAGCAUUUUUAUGAAGUUCAGUCGGGAUAUGAUUAGGGUCAGAGGGAGUGGUCAGGGGUAAGGUUUAGGGUCAGAGUUAAGGUUAGGUUUAGGAUUGGGGAAUUUUGGAUUGCGUGUGCGGGUUGGUUGGGGCUCUGUGCUGGGGGGUCCAGAUAGCUCAGGUAUCAGGCACAGUGUGUGUUCCUCUCAACUCUACAGUUGGCCUUACUGCAUGGAGUAUUUUUGAUGGAAGAUUCCCUGGACCCGGCGUCAGUCCCAAGGGCCCUUGUAUUUUGUCACAUGAGCGUACAGGUGCACAAUAGAUAGAAGUUAACAUGUCACUGCUUCCUCCACUCAUCAACCUCUCAUCUUCCCAUUGAGAUGACCCAGGUCGCCGUUGUAUGUGGACAGGCCCCGCGUCUGGGAGUCUGGAAGUGUGUGUGUGUGUGUGUGUGAGUGUUAGAUCGGCCUGAUAGGAUCUGAGCCAUGAUCCAGGUAUUUAUGACAUCCUUUUAGUGCUACGUGCGUUCGAAGGGGUUUGUGUCUUCUGGGGGCUGGGAGGAGAUUCAACAGAGGUAGUUAUGUCAACUAGCUGGAGAACCGUCACCUCUAAUGAGAUAAAGCACUAAAGAAGAGUGAUGAUGGUGGGAGACUUUUCAGGUCGGAUGCCCCUGGCCUGUUGACUGUUGGCCAGGGUGUGUGUAUGUGUUCUGCUGGCGGACUAUUGGUCUUGGGUGUUGGCUCCUGUCAGUGGAUGAGUCAGCUGAGACCGUAGCACUGCCACAAUGUGACUAAUCAACAUGGCAGCAGACACAGACGUGCACGCCCGCAGUCCACACGUGCACUCGCCCUGAUGACAAUAACAGGACGACUAAGGGAAGAGGAGGGGACGAGAGGAGGUAUGGUGUUGGUUAGCAGUUUUUUUUUUUUUAUCUUCCUCUCCCAGUUGUGCUCUGAAAGAAAAUGACUUGCUGAAUAUUCCACACUAAAGGUGUUCACACACUGACGAAACUGAGAGAACUGAGGGAGAGUGAGAAAGGGAGAGAACAUAUUCCACACUCAAGUUGUUCAGUCACUAAGGAAAUUCCAGCUUCAGCUAUCGCACAGAACAGGACUGUCAGGAUUAGCUUCAGCGGCUGAGUGUGUGUGUGCUCGCACGUGUGUGUGUAAGUGUGUGUGUAAUCUGUAUUGGGCAAAGAACUCCCACUGCGUAGAGAAGGUUUGGAAAUUGACAAAUAGAUGAAUCAUGGACUCUGUCUGCCAAAUACCAACUAGUACCAAUUUAAUACAAGAUAUUCCAUGAGAACAGACAGAGACAGAUAAGGACAGAUAGUGAGCAGAGUGGAUCAAUUAAGUAACUUUGUCUGUCUGCUGGUGUGUUUUCUAGUGAGUUCCAUUCUACACCAUCAAAGUGUUACCACAAAACCAUUUCUCCAUUGAAAUCAUCUGUUAGUGUUCAAAAUGAUGUGGCAAAAACAAAUUGGAGCAAACCAUGUAAAUAAUCGGGAUGAACUCUGAUUUAAGACAAAUGAUAAUUUCACCCGAGCACGGCUCUCCUGAAACAUUUAAGACUAGAUUUUUGUAAUGGAGAUAGGUUUUUGUAUAUAGUUGUCUUUUUUUAAAGAAAAUGUGUGUUUUGUAUGAAUUAUUGCAUUUUGUCAAUGUUUGUUUGAAUUUUCUUUGAUUUUUUGUAAAAUGAGAUGUCUGGUUCAGUUCACACAGGCUGGUCAUUUUAAGUGUCCAGUAUUGUAACGUAUCAGCUACUUCUUAUUUCAUCAAGCAAUCCCAAAUGGACCUUUAGUCCUAACCCUUACACUCUAACUCCUACACAUUAGUCACUGAAGUGAAAGUCAGUACACAGGUUUAGGCAUUACUACACUUCCAGUUAGCCAAUCAGACAACAUGGAGCUACAGGUAUUAACUUAUUGCUGUCCCAAUCCUUUCAAAUCAAUUUUUGUAUCCAUUCAAAAGUUAUUUGUAAUGAAUAGCUAGGUGGGUUCAGAAUCAUGUUCCUUGUCAGAAUUGAACUGAACUUCAGUUAGUUAAAGAAGAAGAGCAGGCCCACAGUUUUGAUAUGGAUAGUUAAUAAAGACAGUGAAUGGCUGUCGCUAUAAUGAUAAUAAUUGAGUUGUGACAAAGGAUAGUUGUCGCUCUAUAUAAUCAAGUCCCUCUCAGAUACAGCACUUAGUUAUUGUGAAGACUGUGGUGUUGUCUCUGUCUCCGUGUAUUACCCCGCCCCCCCCCCACACCCACCCACAUCUCAAAGGACUGCUCACCAGGCUGUUGGUCUGUCACAUUCAGAAUUUGGCUGAUUUCUACUCUUGUUCAAGCCACACAGUUUUAUGUUCCGUGUGCAUGUGGAUAACUUGUUGACUUUGUUUCUCUCAUAACCGUAUGUUUAUUUUUGCCAUUAACUUCGCCGCUUCCCAACGUAUUCCUGUCGCCACCAGCUACCAUGAUAAACUUCCACAAGUUUGGAAAUCACAUAUUGAGAAAUAAAUUUUUUCCCAUGGAAAUCAUUUGUGGGAUGUCGUUUUUUUUCUCUUCCAGAGUACAGAGUCUCCUCUUCUGCUGCCACCACGCUGGCUUCUCUAACACACAGACACACACACACACACACACAGACACACACACACACACACACAGACACACAGACACACACACACACACACUCACUGGGAUGAAGGGUGGACAGAUGGGUCUGUUCUGACACAUUAGUCAGAUCUGAGACACACACAGGCUUCACACACACCGCACGCCCACGCUUGAUUUGUAUUUUUGAGGAGGGCCAGCCCUGUCUGCUACGCCUCCCUGCAUAUUAAGUCAUCCUCAUAUCAACCCUCUCUGCCCCGCUGUCCUCCACAAUUACCGUCUUCCACAGUUUAUUAAAUCGGAUUGGUUGCACUCUGCAUUUCCACUGCAAUUGCAUGAAAUGACAGCUUGUGUUCUCCACUGUUGAAGGACAGAUUCCAGGCACUUUGUGUGCGGGUGUGCUUGUGUGUAUGUCAGUUUGUGUGUGGGUGUGGGGGUGUGCGCGCAUGUGUGUUCCCUGGGUCUGUGAAAGCAGAGACGGCAUGACAUGUUAUUUAGGUGAUUGGGUCUUUUCUACUCUCAGUAUGUUAUUUUGUGACUGCUCUAGUUGCCAUUGCUGUGGGAGGUACAGAAACCGACAAAUGGAUGGGUCAACAUUCCUAAAUCACCUUUUAGUUAAAUGAGAGGAGAUCCUCAGGGAAAGUUACGCACAUCUAUCAAAUGGCAGUUAACCACAGUGCCACAGUUCUGUACACACUGGUGGUUGCACACUGCUGGGCAAUAUUCUGAUCUUAAUCAACACCUCCCAUCGUUGUUAAUAUAGUUUUAUCUCUGCUCAGGCCACUCCUAGUUCUUAUUGUUUGAAGAAGUUAUUUGCAAAAAUGUAUUGUACAUUUUUACAAUAAACUUUUUUUACGUA